GCAGUCUCAUUGACAGCGUGCAGAAAAUGAGGACACCGACCGAGGCUGGCUUUUUGCCCCCUGGUCUGCUGGAUUGGGCAUGCGAUGCGGAGAGCCAGUGUCUCGAGUUUGCAGCAUUUAUCGAUGCCAUUAAGGCGCUUCCCGCCGGUGCUUGGAAGGAACGAGACGCUGAAAAUAUCGACCCUGCAGAAAUCGCGAGGCACGCCCGGGAGCUCGCGCGGAUUUAUAGCCAAAUUAUAUAUUGUACGAAAAUCAAAGAAGAGGCCUCUACACCGGCUACCGAGGCGGAACACCGUCGCCCUAUAUACGCUAUGUUGGAUUUGUGCUGCACCCUUCCAGACAGCGGCGAUUCAUCUUUCACCCGGCUGAGACGCGAGAACACGAUCGAGUCUCCAAGGCCAGAGAUACAGAGCAUCUCGUUUUCGAUAAGGAUGAAAAGGUAUUGAUGCCGAAGUCCGCCGCCAAAUUCGAUGCUGCGCUCGUUUACACUCCCACAAAGAAGUGGUCGAAGGUAUUCC
Molecule: messenger RNA, 518 nt
Organism: Dacryopinax primogenitus
Lineage: Eukaryota; Fungi; Basidiomycota; Dacrymycetes; Dacrymycetales; Dacrymycetaceae
Exons: 3
Coding region: 27-446 (139 amino acids)
Source: RefSeq, a predicted model, not a curated record